Molecule: messenger RNA, 901 nt
Organism: Poecilia latipinna (sailfin molly)
Lineage: Eukaryota; Metazoa; Chordata; Actinopteri; Cyprinodontiformes; Poeciliidae
Exons: 6
Coding region: 108-797 (229 amino acids)
Source: RefSeq, a predicted model, not a curated record
CUUAAAGUGAAAGUGAAAGUGUUUUCUGCCAGCUGCUUGGUCAUCCUGCACCGUCUUUCACUCUUAUUUUCAGCUGCUGCAACACAAACAGCAAAGGAAGCCAAAAGAUGAACUUAUUUUGCUGUGGAGGUCAGAGCCAGAAAAUCGAACCAUAUGAACCUGGUGAAGCUUCCUUAACAGACCAGAUGGAGGCGCUAAAGCUCAAGAAAGUCACUACUGGGGAAACGUUUGGGGCAGACGACGCUGUGUUGAGACAAGUUCUGAAGAAGGUAACGAGCAGCAAGAAGCAGAAACAGCACCUCAUUGUUUUCUGUCCCAUCACGUCCCGGGUUGGCUCAGAUGUGGAAGCAGCCAUGGCAACUGUGAAAAGUUUGACCAACAAUGAACAACCACAACAGGCACAAGAUUAUGGAGGUCUCAUCCUGGUUUUGAUGCACCACACCCGAGAUCCUGACUACUCAACUGGUGGGACAAAUUGGUCUGAAACAACCAGUAAUGUUGCCUUGUAUGUUCAUGUUUUGUUUCACGACACCGAGCGGGGUUUACUGAAAUGUUCACAAAACGACAAGGCAGUGGGUCAAAUUGUAGACUUUUUAAAUAAAAAGAACCCCAGACAAGCUAAUGACGACAAAAACAAAAAUGGAAAGCAUAAACCAGAUCAACAGAAUAAACAAAACAAAAAGAAUAAAUCACACCAAACAGAAGCGAGACAGACGGAAUCGUGUGAACCAGAACAAAAGCAGAAAAAGAGAAAGAGAGUAAGGAAUUUUUUACGUUCAUGUAAAUGCUGUCUAUAAGUGAAGGGAAGCUAAACUGCUAUGAGCAAAUAAAUAGCAUGAACAAUGAUAAACACAAAAGCAUCAAAGACAUGAGAAAUGAUCCCAUGUUAUCAAUCAAUAAA